UUGUCAGUUCGGUUAGUUCCAAAAGUCCUUUUCUCAAAGUAACAUCAUCCCAGAAGUAGCAACGUAGCUAGCAGUUUGCAAACCGUGAACCCUUCAUGGGGCCACAUUGCUCCGGUUGGCACAACAAUUGAAAUUGAAUUGCAACAUUUGCAGAAUAAGGAAAAAAAGGAGUUAAAUACGCAGUGCUCGGGAGAGUAGGGCGUUUGGUUUUGUUUUUGGAUUUGGAAAGAUUUGUAGUUUGGAAGCUGUAGAAGUCGCUGGAGAAUCAGUGACGUAUUUUGUGGUCAAUUUUGGUUUUGUAAAACCACCCAGAAGUGUCCCGAAAAAGCGAUAACUACGAACUAGUUGAGUUGAAAUGAAAGUCUGGUAAAGAGUUUUUUUUUCUUGGACUGACCUCUCCGAACAAUCAGGAUGUGAUUGAAUCGAUUAAGGACAAAUGCGACAUACUUGGAUUCUCUUUGAGGAACGUAAACCCGAUUAGACAGAGAGACACGGGGAUCCAAUCGUUCCGUUGUGGUGCUGCUGAUUUCGAAAGGUCUUUUGUUUUACGGAUUAGAUCAAGUGUCAAAGAUCUUUGCUUGGGGAAGUAGAUAGGAAAAAUUGAUCGGUCAGUGACAGUGGAAAAAUUGAAUGAAAAUUUUCCUGGUUUGCAUUGGUGUGUGAGUGUAUGAAAACGGGAGAGGAAAAGUGCGUAGCUCAUGUCAGUUUUCGAUGUGUUGGUGGCUACCAUGACCGGAGGCACGGCCGUGUAGCUUCAGUUCACAAGAGAAGAAAACCGUGUGUUUGUUUUCGAAUCCUCCUGACAGGACUGAAUCAUCGUUUUUUUUCUGUGGCCCGGGAGAGGGAGAGGCACGAAACGUCCUACUCAGACAGAGCAAGUGACUGACAAAGCACAUUCCAGUCAGUUAAAACACGUGUGUAUAGCCGCGUCUGAACCAUUUCAGACUUGUCGAUCGAUACAACUAGUUUUAUCAACAAAACUGAAGAAAAAAAAAGAAUAAUACCAACCAACCAACCAACCAACCACCACCCACGGUCAUAAACUUCUAGUGCGAUAGAAUCACAAAUUGGGUCCGGCUGUUGCGACGGGUCGUAUUGGAUUGCAUGUUUGAAUUCUUAAUGCAAUUUACCUUGAGUGACAUUCCACAAUUGGGAGUACUGACUAGGACCGACUGCCGCUAUCAACGAGCUGGGGUGAAGGCUAGCCGCCAUCUGGAAGCAGUAGAAACAUGAUCCUGAUAGCUGGUGUCGAUAAUUACCUAAACGUUUCCAUGGAGACCACAACGUUUCUCGGAGCAGCCUUCGGUUUCGUCGCCCUGCUGCUGGUCCUGUUUCUGUACAUCAAUAGGAAGUGGUGUUUCGCAACCCCCGGAAGCUUUUCCUGCUGUGAUGAAAAUGCGCUGUCGGCGAAAGCGGUGCAUACAAUUCGUAGUCGAUUCGCUUACGAUGGCAAUUCCAGCUCGGAUUCGGAGGAGGAAAUUCUACGUCGUUUGAAGUUGCAGCAGUCCUGUAGCUUGCACAGCGGUCAAUUGUCCCGGUAUGGAGCCGGGGCGCUUAAUCCGGUGAAUCCGGAUCUAGCACCGAGUCUCGCCGGUUUGCAGCACGUUACCAUCGGGGCACCAGGUGAACCGGAGCUAAUUAGCCUGGGUAGAAAGGAUAGUAAGAAUAGUAAGCAUGGUCAUCACAACCAUCAUCACAGUCACGGUCAUCGACAUGGAUCGUCGAGGGACCCGCUGGCAUUGGCUGAACGGGGCAAGAUCGGAAUGCCUCAUUCCAGCAGUGAAUGUAGUUCCAACAGCUCCGUGGAAGCCUCGGUCGAGAGCAAUACGGGGCUGGUUGAUGGAGAAAAGAAGGAUCGACGCUUGAUUCUACCAUCGGCAACCGGGAGGCCAUUCGGUAGCAGUUCCGGUAGUCUCAUGAAAGAAGCUACCACGGAUGGUAAGGAGUUUGGGAACAACAACAUCGGAGGAGCGUCGGAAACUACGAAGUACAACCGAUUGCCGGUUCAACAUCAAGACAGCUUGGAGGAUGCACCGGACAUCAACAGUAAUCAAGACUGCAUUGUGGUCCUUUCGCAGGAACCUCUGUUCGAUACUAGCGAUUUGAAGUCCCUCAAGUCCGAUACCGGUACGAUCGGUCUAGGGCCGGAAAGUCCCACGUCGACCAGCAGUCCAAACGGAGUGCUGGAAGUUUCACUACUGUACGACGCACCGAUGCGCAAAAUGACGGUUCACGUCCUACAGGCUAGAGGAAUUCCGUCCCGGAGCAGUGCCAGUAUGGUUGCCGCAGCCAGUACCGGAGAGACUAACGCGAAGGCCAGUCAGUCGACUACGCAUACUCAGGUGCGGCUACUGAUGCUACCGAGUAAAAAACAGAAACACAAGACCAAAAUUCGUUCCGGUGAGAACCCACAGUUUAUGGAGAGCUUCCUGCUGCAUCGGGUCAACCCGGAGGAGGUCAACUCGAUGGGUCUGCGAAUUCGGGUUUACGGUUGCGAGCGAAUGCGACGCGAACGGUUGAUCGGUGAGGCGAUCAUCAGUUUUGCCAACAUCGAUCUUGAGCUGGAAACGAACUUGUGGCUACCGCUGGAACCGAGAGCGAAUGCUGCUAACAAUGGUUCCACGAGUGACUUGCUGAGUUUAGCACGGUCGGAUAGUACGGGCUCGACGACCUCCAUGCAGCAUGGAGGUGUUUCCGAAUUAUUGCUUGGACUAGGUUAUAAUGGAACUACUGGACGCCUCACGGUGGAGAUUGUGAAAGGUAGUCAGUUCCGCAACCUUAUACUGAACAAAGUGCCCGAUACGUACGUGAAACUGUGUCUGGUGAGCAGUAUGGGUCAGGAGAUGGCCAGAGCGAAAACGUCAACUCGUCGGGGGCAACCGAAUCCACUGUUCAAGGAGACGUUCAUCUUUCAGGUUGCCUUAUUUCAGUUGAACGACGUGACGCUGAUGGUGUCGGUAUAUGCGAAGCGCAACAUGAAACGCAACGAAAUGGUCGGCUGGUUUAGCUUGGGACUGAACUCCAGUGGACCGGAGGAGAAUGCCCACUGGGGCGAUAUGCGAGAUGCAAUGAAUCCACGCUCGGAACUGGUGACACGAUGGCACGUCCUGGUGGAUUCCUGAUUCAACUAGCUAGGGCUCUCCCCUCGGCAGAGCACGGUCAUCAGUGACGAUAUCGUUGAAGUGGCAAUCGUGCCCGGUGGACGCCAGAAGAAUCAUAAAAUGCGCCGAAGCUCCGACAGUACUGCCGGUGGCGGAACGCUAGCCUCUCCUAGAGAAGAGUCAGUGAUUCUGCAGCAGCCGGCGAUGCAACCACAACAACAACAACAACAGCAGUCGAGAAGUGAUCGGGAUUCGGUAGCCGUCGAUAUCUCACUGAUGCCAGGGAGUGACCUAGAGUUUGUUUGAGCGAGAAAGUGAAUGUUCAAGCGAGAGUGUGACACGAGAGUUUGAUGUUUCAGUGUGCCCAAUCUAGUUGUGACAUUCAGUUCUAGUUGUUGGAUCAACGUGAUAGCUUUAGUUUUAGCCAAACCCAUUUUGGAUGUUUUUAAUCGUAUUGUGACUCACAAUUUUAGAUAAGAUUCAAUCUGUGACGUUGGAUGUUUUUCGACAUAACACAAACACAAGAAUGAAACUGCUUGAUCGCGCGCAGUUUUGUAAUUGGAUUAGGAACAUUUAAAUAUGAGCGAGCAGAGGUAAGGCGGACAGGUUAGGUAAUUGCUAUGGCCAUAGCAAAAGUUUUACAGAGGGAACGGAAACUAAAUGCACAAAUUUAGAAACGCUUUGAACUUAUUGAGAUAUUUUCUCUACCGAUAAUCAGGUGCUAUAAACCAAUGUUUUUUCGUAUAUAUUUUCAAACAACUCAGCUUUAAUGAAUUUUUAAGUAGAUAUCCCUUCAAGUAAUCCUCGUUUACCGCGUAGUGACGUGAUAAAUAAUUAUCAUACUUUUCACUUUGCUAACAUUUGCAGGACCUGCAUUAAAAAAGAAAGUAUUCAUUGGCUGGAAGUAACUUCCUUGAAUCAUAUUCGAGAUUUAAAAAAAAUGCAAAAAACAAAAUAUCCAUUUUUAGGUAGGUCGCUCGACGAUAUUUGUAUUCGAUUAGGUCUUUUCUUUUUCAUGAUCAAAUAAUUUCACACAGCAAAUCGAGAAUGCGAAGUUAUGGAAAAGUAUACUUUUCUGCUCUAGGAAUUUUCCUCGGAACUAUUCAGGUGAAAUCUAGAAUUUAUUAGUCAAAUAGUUCAAUCUAACAACUGAAGGAGAAAGUGAGCGACACAGUUGUGAAAAUUUUAUGUUGUGAUAGAAAUCUACGACAAGAUGAGACAACUGGCUUCUUUUCCAGUUUUUCUUGCAUUACAUUGGAACGUUAGUUAGUUAGUUCAAAUAAAACUGAGAAAUCUGGCAUUUCAAAUGCAGAAAAUUGAAAAUCCUUGUAAAAUAUACAAAAUCUGGCAAAAGAUCUGGUUUGUUAGAGUGUCUGUAGAAAUGAGACAAAUUCCAGAUAAAUCUGGAACAUUGGCAACUCUGCCUGUGGUAAAGAAAACAGUACUUCGUUGAAAACGUCAAAGUAACCAUGCUCAAAAAUCAUAACAUGAGUUGUCUUAUAGUAUGUUCACAUUAGCGCUGAUAUCAAGUGAUAUACGAAUAUUCUUGAUAUCCGAUGAUAUCAUGGGCGAUAUCACUUGAUAUCCCAUACAAUUUGAUGUCAACGCGUAUCACCAUUUUGGCAUGAUAUCCGGGAUAUCAUCUACGAUAUUAUGUCGAGUUGUCAAAAAUCGCAACUAGCAACACGGAUAAUAGCAUUGAACGCACUCAUUUAUGAAUGUCACUUUGAGAGUGACAAUAAACAAUCAUUAUAAUUUCGAAUUCUUCAACGAAUAUUGGCGUUCGGAGACCAUUAAAUGCAAAACUUCAAUUCUUGAUUUAAUGUUAGCAGAGAAAGGUAAUAUUAUUGACCUUAUAUCUAAUGAGUGCAUUCAAGAUGACAACUUGAUUGUCAAACGAUAUCAUUUCAUUCAUAUGUGAACACUUCGACGUGAUAUGUAUAUCAUCUCGGUAUAUCAAGUGAUAUCAGCGCUAAUGUGAACAUACUAUUAUCCCGUAUACGCAUGGCUGCCAGAUGGCUGACUAAACGCUGCCAGCUGGAAAAAUAUGGCUGGCAGACAUUCUGGUGACCGACUGCCUCAUCGCUGCCAGAUAUACAACUCAAACGAUACAACCGUAUCCACCAGGAUUUUUCCACAUUGAAAUCUUUGACAUUUUCAGCGAAGGUGAGAAGAUGAAAACGCUCGGCUAACUAAGAUAUAGGCGACUUUGUUUUGUCAAAUUGGAUUUGACAACCGUCACUGAAUCAAUUUUGGUAGCCGUCUGGUGGCCAUGGCUGCCCAGGUAGCCAAACCGCUAUGCGGGAAAGACCUGUUCAAAUUUCUUCUUAUCUUGUCCAAGGUGGAAGUUUAAAAAAGUGUUCGUGUUUUCAGCAGAUUUUGAAUCUUGCGACAAUUAUCUUAUAUGAUGUCCAACUCGGUUCGGCGAUUCAAAUCAUGACACGUUUGUUUCGUAAGCCGUAUGUCAUUUGUAGAAAAGAAGGUUUAGUUUUGCUUCAGAAUGUACUUUGAUAGGCAUAAGUACUUGUCUUUUGGGUAAAAUUUUUAUUUUAAUGUUUUUUUACGAAAUGCGAUGUUUUAAAACAAUGUAUCAUUCUCACUACAGUUUAUGGUAUAUUCAAUAAUUAAACUUAGCAGACAUUGCAGAGGAAACAUCAACAGUGACUUCAUAAUAAACUAGACAAAUAUAAUUGUCACUUUGGAAACUAAUUACAGUACAAGUUUUCCACAAACCGAGAAGAUUCGUGUAAUAUAAUCAAUCUUAAUAUAUUGAUUGUAAUAUAAUAAAAUCUUUGACGAAUAAUUUCUCUUAGCUACUUUUGGAAAGCAACAUGUAGUUCUCGAACACGUUAAUCAAGUGCAUUCCACAGAUGUUCAGUUGGAUUUAUGUCUGGUAGAUGAGAAGUAACGCUUUGUGACACCUAUAACUCAUAAAAAAGUAAGGCGUGUUACACUUCCUAAUAACUAAAACUCACAAAAAACAACGUACGUAACGCUUUGUAAUACCUAUAAUUCACUAAAAUAACGCUACAUAACACCUCUAACUCACAAUCAAGAAACAUAUAUAACGCUUUGUAACAUCUAAAACUUACGACAACAGUAGCACAUGUAACACUUCGUAUCACGAAUAACUCAUAUAAAGUAAUACCUGUUACGCUUUUUAUCGCCAAUAACAUAAAAAAUAACACGUAACGAUUCGUAACACCUAUAACUCACAAAAACUAAGGCAUGUGAGGCAUCAUAACACCAAUCACUCACAAAUAAGUAUCGCAUGUAAUGCUUCGUAACACUCACUACCUAUUAAACAGUAACGCAUUUAAUCUAACUAUCUCACAAAAAAGUAAUGUAUGUAACGCUUCGAAACACCUAUAACUAAUAAAAAAGUAACGCUUCGUAACACCUAUAACUCAUGAAAAGUAACGCAUGUAAAGCUUAGUUACAACUGUAAUUUAAAAAAAUGUAACGCUUCGUAAUAUCUAAAACUAACAAAAAAUAACGCUUUAUAAAACAUAUCACUCAAAAAAACUAACGCAUAUCAUGUCUUGUACAAACUGCAACUCGUAAAAUAAGUAACGCCUAUAACGCUUCAUAACACAUGAAAGCUACAAAACUGUAACACAUGAAACACUUCGUCACGCCUAUAAUAUGGUAAAAAGUAAUGCAUGUAACGCCUCGUAAAACCUGUAACACACAAAAAAGUAAUCCAUGUAAUGCUUCGUAAUACCUAUAACUUGCAAACAAGUAACGCAUGUAACGCUUCAUAACGCCUUUAGCAUACUAAAAUGUAACGUAUCUAAUACUUCGUAACACCUAUAACCUGCAAAAAAGUAACGCAUGUAACGCCUACUGCAUACUAAAAAGUAACUCAUGUAACGCCUCGUUACAACUUAUAACUUACAAAAAAGUAACGCAUGUAACGGUUGUUAACAUCUAUAAUGUACUGAAAAUAACGCUCCGUAAUGCAUACCACUCUAAAAAUAUAACGCACGUAACGAUUCGUAACACUUAUAUUGUAAUUUUCACUGUCGGCUAGAAAUUAUUGCGAUGCGAUAAGAUAGCGAUAAAAUGCCGCAAAGAUAGUAAAACCAAAUACAAAUAAUAAUACCACUAAGUCCCAUACAAACGAACCGCCAAUGUUUGGUUCACAGCCUGAACAAGUAAGCCUAGAAAAUUACUCCCUUUCAUUGCGAUAGUUUGAAAAUGUGGAAGGAGAUCGUUUCUGGCAACGCUUUAUGUUAGUUGCUACGGUGCAAAACAAACUUGUUUGUUUAUGUUUAUCGUUGCUGUAUUAAACUGCAACAAUCAGUCUAAAUAUCACCGGCACUAGCACAAAAGAUGAAAAAUGAACACAAACACCCACAAAUCUACAAAUAUCAAUACAUUCAUGGUGGCUUAACCAUUCUAGAUUAUUGUUUAACUUACAUUUCGCUUGUGAUCUUGAUUAUCAGAUAAAAACUGUUUGUUUUUUAUUUUUCACUAAAACAAACAGUAACUAUGGUGAACUUGUUCUUACCCUUCAGUGUUGCUAGUUUUAUAGAAAACUCGUUAAAGUACAUUGUCACUCUGACAGUGUAUCAUGACAGUGUACCGCACGAUGCAAAAUGUGUCCUUGAAAAUUUGUCGAAGUAUUCCGUAUUAUAAAUUGUAUUUGGUAAAACUGUCAUUCGCAUCGAUUCAACUCCUUCGAGACCACAAACCAGAAAAAAUAUUUUUUAAAUUGGCCGUUACAAUGACAAAUUUCUAUUAGCAGAAUAAUUAUUAAGUAAACCUCAAUCAUAAUGAAUUCAGUUGGUCGUCUUUGACAGAUAUACAUUUGUUGAUGCUUUCAAAGAACAAUGAAAUAAGUUGAAACUGCAAUUGACCUCAAUCCACCAGCCGACUAUUUUUUCUUGUGGCUCUAAUGCUAGUUAAUUUCAAUACAACAGACAGCGAAGUCCAAUAUUCUGGCAGAGAUGCCAGGUGAAAUUUAUGGCGUCUGCGUACUACAAAAAUGCUCCUAUGCGAGCUUAACAUUUGAAAGUAUGACGAGAAAAACCAAACAAAAACCCUACAGUAAUAGCAAAAGUCAUUAAAUUGGACAAUUGUUUAUAAAAACUUCCAAAAACCGGCAACAAAGUCUGCUUAGUUGCAACCUGCAAUCCUAGCAUCUGUGGUUCUGACGCUCAUUAUUUCGCUAUUCUGCGACGAUUCCGUCGCAUUCUAUGUCCAGCUGAAAACCACUAUAGCUCAUGAAAGUGAUACAUGUAACACUUCGUAACAUCUAUAACUCACAAGAAAACAUCGCAUGUAACGCUUCAUAACACCUACAACUCAUAAAAAAGUAACGCGUGUAUCGCUUCCUAAAGCCUAAAAUUCGCAAAAAGUAACGCAUGUAACGCACGUAUAAUUCAUAAAAAAGCUAUGCGUCUAACACUUCGUAGAACAUAAAAGUCACAAAAAAAUUGAUGUAACUCACAACUCAAGAGUGUAGCGCAUGUAACGCUUUGUGAUCCCUAUAAUUAACAUACAGUAACGCAUUUAACGCUUUGUGAUACCUGUAACUUACAUAAAAUGCAAAUAACGCUUCGUAACACCUAUAACUAACGCAUGUAUCUUUUUGUACUACCCAAAACUCAAGUAAAAGUAACGUUUGUUAUAAGUGUCACAAAACUUAUAGAAAAGGCGAGAGGAUUAUGUUAGAGACAUAACCGGAUGGCGUGAAUACGAAUAAAAUGAAUGGUUUAGUUUCUUUGAUGUUGAUUUUGGAACUGAAUUCUGAACCUGAAGAUUUUGGAACUGAAUUCUGAACCUGAACUCGGGAACUGAAUACUGCUUUUCUUGUUCUAGAACUGUAUACUGGAUAUGGAUUGCAGAACUGAUCACUGAAUCUGUGAAUUGGAAUUGAAUUUUGGAAAAGAAUUGGUUCCGAACUGAAUUCUGAAUUUUAGUUAAAGAAGUCCGGUCCGGGAUUCAAUUUCCAAAUUCGGAUCCAGAGUUCAGCUUCGAAACUGAGUCCUAUAAUCCAAAUGGGGAAUUUUGGUUCAAAAAUCUUCGGAAUCUAGUUCCUGACCUCAGGUACACUUCUAGAAUUGUGAAAAUGAAUUUUGGAUCCAAAAUUCUAGAGCGACAUCACGGGGCUAAACUCUGAACCUGGUUUCUGGAAUGCAUUUUAGAACAAAAUUCUGGAAAUAUAAUUGAGAUUCGAAUCUGAAUUCCAGAGCUUUAGUUUCCGAAUCCUGAACCUGAGUUCUAAGCCUGAAAUCUGGACAGGGAAUCUGGUAUGAACCUCAAUUUCAGUUCAAGAAUACGGUUUCAAAAUUCAGAUCCAAGUCCAGAAUUUAUAUCCGAAAUUGAGUUCAGUUUUCGAUUUCGGCUUUAAAAUCCUGGCUUAGAAUCAAGUUCUCAAAUUCGGCCUAAGUUCCAAAAAUCUGGAACUCGAUUAUGGCUCUGGAUUUUGGACGAGAAUCUGAAUUUUAGGUUUCAAUUCUUGAAAUGAAAAAAAAUCUGAUCUUGGAUUUUGAAACCGAAUUUCAGAAUUGAGCUCUAGAAUUUGAUUCUGUACCUGAAUUCUGGUCUUAGCUAAAAGAGGCAACUACACAGGCUUGAAUGAAUUAUGUAUACAAUUUUUACCUUCUUUACAUAUCAAAUAUUUCAGAAAACUUUAAUUUCGAGUUAUUUCUGACUACUAAAAAUUCUAUCACAACUUGAUGAUCAUAUCUGCAAUCACGUGCAGAAAAAAAUAUGUUGAUACGUUUAGUAAAACUAGAGAUAUCCACGAUUAAAAACUUAUCACUCUCCCAAAGGGUAAAUUUUGAAAUGGCUCCUCAUAGCAAAGUAAGACGUAUUCACGUCAAAAGUAACGCAUAUUACUCUUAUCGCUUACAAAACAGUGCAAAAGCAAAGUCAGAGUUGUGUAAGGAUUAUUGCAUGACCAAUGCUACACUCAAGUAAAAAUUCAGGUUCGAUUCACUUAAAAAAUCACGUCAAAUAUUCACAUAACUUUUCACGUAACUAUAACUUGAUUAUUAUUUUGAGUGUAUAAUCCUACAGACACUUUCAUGUCAGGACUCGAACAUACGAUAGCUUAUUAUUACAAAAAAAAACAACCCCAGCCAAGGAAAUUCAGCCGCCUUCUUUAGUUUUAUAUAUUCUAAGAGAAAAUUCAGCAGCUAGAAGUUAUAUAUGAAAGAUCUAUAAUAGAGCAGAAACUGGAACAAAUGUAUCCCCAGCAAGCCGUUCUAGUUUUAUUUAUUCAACCAGUUCAUCUGUCAAAUUAAAAACUGGUCUACGAUGCCGUUCUAUUUUUUGUAUAUUUGAAACACGAGCCCCAGCAGUGGAUGCCAGUUUUUCUUGUUAUAAAAUUCAGAUUUAAAUUUUGAAACUGACAUAAAUUAUGCAUCUAAAACUAGAACACUACUGAAUAUGCCCUUAAAGAAUUUAAAAUGUUUUAGUCUAGAAAAUCCCUCAACAUACACUACUCUUGUUUCGAAUAUAGACAAAAUAAAACGACAGCUUAUGCCAGUUUUUAAGUCGACAGUAGAAAUGUUCGAAAAAUAAAAACUAAAACGACUUGAUGGGGGUCCGUUUGUCCAAGUUUCAUUUCUAUUACAAAUCACCCAUAUAAAACUUCCAGCUGCUGAAUUUGCUCUUCGUUUAACUUACAAAUGAUUUCAAUUCUUACAAAAGAUUAUAAGCUUGAAUUUUUUUUCGGAAGAUUUUUUUCAGUGUCAAAAUCAAUCGUAGCAGGGUAAUUUUUGACAACAAAUGAAAAGUAGUCAACGAUAAUAAAAUUUGAAACGAUUUGAUCCUAGUGGAAUGUUUGUAUUUUCAAUUGGUAUUCGAGAAAACCCAUACACAAUCAUUACAUUUGAACCUGUUCUAUUUCUGUUUUAAAUUUUAAACACAACACAAACAAUCCACUUUUUGAGAUUUAUUCGUAGACAGAAUCGUAUUGCAAUUAUAUAAGUUGACGGGCGUCACUCACUUCGCAUUCUCGAUUUAGCAAACAGUGGCUGUACUUUGUUUCAUUUUUCUUUACAAGUUUUGAUACAAUCUCUUUCGAAAAAGAACCAGAAGAGGUCUAGGCAGGUCCGUUGAGCUGAGAUGAACAACAAAACAAUUAGCGAUUCGUGCUACUUACUCGUAUUUUGUACCUGUUUCGUAUGUAUAUUCUGUCCUUGUUGGUUGAGGAAGACAAAACAAAAUCAAACAAUAUACCCUAUUUAAAAGCGAAUAAUCGGAAAGAAUUAUCUAUACAUUGUCUAUUUUGAGUGAAUCCAAAACAAAAGAAAACAAAAAUUGGAACAAUAUACUAAUCGGAAACUAUAUUUAGUUUUUCUGUUUGAGGAAAACAAAAACAAAGUAUAUUUAUUGGAUCAGUAACAUAUUUUAUACUGAUGGGAAACGAGUAGGCGAGGAUGACUCGCGAAAAAAAAAGUAGUAGAUAAGGGCCAAGUUAGGUAAAAGAGACACGAAAAAGAUAUGAUAAAAUUAGUACCUUUGAAAGGAAAUUACUGUAAACUCAAUCGCGCACACACGUUUAAUGUUAAUGAAAAAAAAGAAAAUAUAUAUAUAUAUAUAUCGUAAACAUAUUACUAAACAAACAAACUUAACGCAAAGCUAAUGAAUCUGUGUAUUUUUAUACCGACACGUCAGCUGAUUACUGUCAUUUGACGAACCGAACGACAGAUAUUCUAUACAAUAAGCGGACAAUGGGAGGAAGAUAGGAGAGGAUUUUCAUCCCGGAAAAAAAAAGAACGAAGGUUUUGGAAGAGUCUUUGACCAAAAAAAAAAACUUUAACUGUUGUUAUCAAUUUUGUCCUCACAUUGUUCGUGCCAUUAUCACCAUAUCACCAUCGUUUUGUUUGUUUGUUUACACUAGGAAUGAAAUUCGAAAAAUUCACCGUAGAUUGAAAAGUACCAGUUGAAUCCGAUAGGUGUAGCAAGUGAGCAUGGUGUCAAAGACUGUUGUUUAACACUGGAACGAUAUUUAAGAUGCUUGAUAGAUUGGAGGUAAAUCUUCAUGGAAUAACAAUUAUAGUAUCCAUAAAAGAAAGGAUUGGUGGGAGUCAGAAAAACUUUACAUAAGUAAAUGAAUCAUUUUGAAUAUACUUUCACCGUUUUAAACAAUUGAGAACACGAAAAUUUUUACUAAAAUAUAUAGUUUCGUUCCUCAAUUGAAUACCGAUUGGCACAUUUCCUGUAUUUUGGGAAAAACGAAAACAUUACAGGGUUGGUAACAGAUACACAUACGGAAACUAUUGAAAAUACACGAACUAAAGUUUUCCUGUCCAUUUAAAUUUAAUGUUAAACAAUUAAAUACACGUUUAAACAUUUUUCCUCAUCAAUAAAUAAUAAUAAUAUUUCAAUGGCUUUGACUAAGAGCAAAAAAUUCGGCUUUAUUGACACAACAAGGUAGGAAAAUAAUAUACUAACAAAAGGGAAAAGUGACUUUUCGCCUCCGAUGUGGAUGGUCCGCCAUAAAGCGUAAAUAGCUUCUCGCUCAGUUUUAACUACAACUCUCAACAGUCCAAAUUUUGUAGCGAACGCCGGACGUUGAGUCUAAGGAUCAUACUGCACAAGAUAUUAAAAACAAAAAAACCAAAAGAUCAGAUAAAUCCGCCUUUUAAAUUCAGUCUUUCAACAUCGUAUCCUGUCGAAAAGAAUCGAAAUGUAAGAAAUUGAAAAAUAAAUCAUCAUCACAUUAAAAGUUUACAUCACAUUUUUCAUUUCUCUCAAAUUUCAGUAGAAAAGUAAUAGAGUAGUCCAAAAAUUCAUGAAUAGGAGAUAAAAGAUACAUAAAAAUCAAACUUGAAAGUAAAUAAGUGUGGAAAACAAAAAUAUAGACAAAAUAAGCCAAAGCAUACACUUAUACGCAUCGGUUUUGUCAUUUUAGGCCAAAACCACGCAAUGCCACGCCAGUCGGCCAGCAGAUGGCGUUUGAUUUGUAACAAUAAAAAUUUGGUGCACGGCGGAACGUGCGAAAUUUUGAGGCGAAUCUGUGCGCCGAAGGAAAAGAAAUUAAUUUUUGUAACCUUCAAUGUAACCUCCGAAGCAAAAAACAUACCAAUACGACAUGUAACAAAUAAAAUGACUUCUCGCCACAGGUUAGAUGUGUGUGUGUGUCCACAUCACUGUCCAAAACCUGCAGUACCAUUUGUAAAAGUUGAGCGUACGAGCGGUUAUUCGAAAUACAAGACACACAGAGCACAAAGCGGUAUUUUGCCGAUUAGAAGUAGACGUUUCAUCUUAACUAUCUGCAAAAUAUAUCGACUAUUAAAAACAGAGAAAAAAAAUUACUUUGUGAUACUAUUUUUGCACCGCACAGCUGUCGCAGACGUCAAACGAAAGGUUUUUAAAUGGCGAUGGGGAAAAUGCGAACAGGAAAGCAAUCUUUGUUGACAUCUGUCACUCAACUGUGGAGUUUUUCGCUAUCAUGUGACACACGUGCUGCGUGUCGAUCACUGAUGGCGUAGUAGAUUGAAUGUCACUCGCAAAGCAGCCUACUAUGGCGCAAUAACAAACAACAUAAGUUUUAAAUAUUAACUAAACAAAAAAAAAACACGCAAACCCUGGAACAAACAUCAGUCCCAAUAGCUAGACAGAUAACGCAAUCGAUAUCUCUGAUCUGAUUUGAAACCGCAAAACAAAGACCAACAGAAAGGCCAAACAUUUUAUCUCUUACUGACAGUUAGUUCGAAGAAUAAAUGAAAGCAUAAACUCAAAUAGUACAUGAAAUAAAAAAAAGUCAUUCUCUUCUCUAGUUAGUAGUUAGUCAUCUUGUAAGGAAAAAAUAACUAAACACUUUUUACAAAAUAAAACCUACCAUGAACUCACAAAACUAAUCCCCACUCUGAACAUUCCUGUCGCUUCCUUCUGAUUAUUGUAUAAUUUUUCAACCAAGAGAGGGCCAUAUUCAGUCUAUUUUAGAUGUGCAAAAAAAAAAUCACUGUUUUACAUUUGAAUCAACGAAUUAUCAACUUAAUCUGGUAGAAAUUUAUUUACAAUCACAAAAUGUGUGAUGAAACAUGACAUUUAAAAAGAAAACUGUUUUCGGUGAACUUAUGCAAACCAAAAAAAAAAAAAAAAAGAUUUCAUUUGGCAACCAUAAUGUAAAGAUUCACCGCAAAUAAAAUUAGGUAAACAAACUGGACGAACGUGACUACAGAAUGAUUCUCCUGUAAACGAUCUAUUGAGAUGAAUAGUCCACAAGCGAUUAAACACAAGUUAGGGAAGAAGCUAUUUCACUUCUGUAAUGUGAGAUUUAAUAAAGAUUCAUGCAUUUUUUACGGAAUAUAACCAAAGGAA
Molecule: messenger RNA, 14387 nt
Organism: Malaya genurostris
Lineage: Eukaryota; Metazoa; Arthropoda; Insecta; Diptera; Culicidae
Gene: Syt14
Product: synaptotagmin-14
Exons: 7
Coding region: 1230-3122 (630 amino acids)
Source: RefSeq, a predicted model, not a curated record